Molecule: messenger RNA, 657 nt
Organism: Lactuca sativa (garden lettuce)
Lineage: Eukaryota; Viridiplantae; Streptophyta; Magnoliopsida; Asterales; Asteraceae
Source: RefSeq, a predicted model, not a curated record
AUGAAGACAAUGCUAAAGUCCCAAGAGCUAUUGGAUUUAGUGGAUAAUGGGUAUGCAAAACCAAACCCGGCACCAGCAGAACCAGAUCAACAAUUACGAGAAACUCGAAAGAAGGAUGCAAAGGCUUUAUUCUUCAUCCAAUCAGCAUUGGAUGAUGAGUUUUUUCCACGUAUUGUAGAAGCAACAACAUCGAACCAGGCAUGGGCAAUUCUGAAACAAGAAUUUUUUGGUGAUCGAAAAGUCAUCAAUGUCAAACUACAAUCUGUUCGUCGUGAAUUCAAGACCUUGGGCAUGAAAGAGAAGGAAAAAGUGCAAGUUUUUCUUUCGAGAGUGUCUGAAAUUGUCAGCCACAUGUGGUCAUACGGUGAAAAUGUUAGCAAUGAAACCAUAGUCAGUAAAGUUUUAAGGAGUUUGACCAAGGAUUUCAAUCAUGUUGUGGCUACAAUCAAGGAAACAAAGGUCCUGUCCACUUAUACUUUUGAUGAACUAAUGAGUUCUUUCAUAGCUCAUGAAGAUAGGAUGAACAGGUGUUGUGAGAAAGUCGAUGAGAAAGCGUUUCAAGCAACUGGGGAUCAAAAUAAACGAAGUGCAGAAAUUUCACGUGGUUGUGGACAAGGAAGAGGUGGAGUUCGUGGUCGUGGCAAAGGAAGAGUUUAG